This is a messenger RNA of Erigeron canadensis, 2799 nucleotides long. RefSeq names its product phospholipase D alpha 1-like. Gene Ontology annotation, cellular component: plasma membrane. The transcript is spliced from 4 exons. Gene Ontology annotation, molecular function: D-type glycerophospholipase activity; calcium ion binding. The record is from RefSeq and is a predicted model, not a curated record. Gene Ontology annotation, biological process: phospholipid catabolic process; phosphatidylcholine metabolic process. Lineage: Eukaryota; Viridiplantae; Streptophyta; Magnoliopsida; Asterales; Asteraceae. The coding region runs from base 119 to 2545 and encodes 808 amino acids.
UUUCACGCUGCUUUCUACAAAUAAGUUAAAUCAAACUACUUUCUGAUCACAUUCUUUCACCCGGCCCUCUUCUGCAUCUCUCUCAGACAGAUUUUUUGAAAAAAAAAAAGGAAGAAAAAUGGGAGAAACACAUCUACAUGGAACUCUUCAUGCUACAAUCUAUGAAGUUGAUAAGAUUCAUGGCUAUGGAAGUGGCGGUAAUAUCUUUGGCAAGCUCAAGGCGAACUUGGAGGAGACUGUUGGUUUUGGGAAAGGAACUCCAAAAAUGUAUGCAACAAUCGAUCUAGACAAAUGCAGAGUAGGUAGAACUAAGUUGUUAGAGAAUGAUCCUGAAAACCCGAAGUGGAAUGAAUCUUUCCAUAUUUAUUGCGCCCACUCUGCUACUAAUGUGAUAUUCACUGUUAAAGAUGAUAAUCCUAUUGGUGCUACCUUAAUUGGAAGAGCUUACGUUCCUGUUGAUGAUCUCUUAGAGGGAGAAGAGGUGGAUAGAUGGGUCGAGAUCUUAGAUGAAGACAAAAACCCUGUAGAAGCUGAUUCAAAGAUCCAUGUAAAAUUACAAUACUUUGAUGUCAGUAGAGAUCGUAACUGGGCUCAUGGUAUUAAAAAUGCCAAAUAUCCUGGAGUUCCUUAUACAUUUUUCUCUCAGAGGCAAGGUUGUCGGGUUUCUUUGUACCAAGAUGCUCAUGUACCUGAUAAUUUCAUCCCCAAAAUACCUCUUGCUGGUGGGAAGUAUUAUGAGCCACAUAGAUGUUGGGAGGAUGUGUUCGAUGCAAUCACUAAUGCAAAACACUUCAUUUACAUAACUGGAUGGUCAGUUUACACCGAGAUCUCUUUAAUAAGGGACACACGGAGGGAAAAAGAGGGAGGAGAUGUCACACUUGGUGAGCUGUUGAAAAAGAAAGCAAGUGAAGGUGUUAAGGUUCUUAUGCUUGUUUGGGAUGACAGAACCUCUGUAGAUGUACUUAAGAAAGAUGGGUUAAUGGCUACCCAUGAUGAAGACACUGAAAACUUUUUCCAAGGUUCUGACGUACAUUGCAAUCUGUGCCCGCGAAACCCUGAUGACGGUGGAAGUUUCAUUCAGGAUCUUCAAAUAUCAACAAUGUUUACGCACCACCAGAAAAUUAUAGUGGUGGACUCUCCAUUGCCCAACGGUGACUCAGAAAGAAGGCGUGUGGUGAGUUUUGUUGGUGGUCUUGAUCUUUGUGAUGGGAGAUAUGAUUCCCCGUUUCAUUCGCUGUUCAGAACAUUGGACACUGCUCACCAUGAUGAUUUCCACCAGCCCAACUAUGCAGAGGCUGCAAUAACUAAAGGUGGACCCCGAGAGCCGUGGCAUGACAUUCAUUCAAAACUUGAAGGACCAAUCGCAUGGGAUGUUUUGUUUAAUUUUGAACAAAGAUGGAGGAAACAAGGUGGGAAAAACGUUUUGGUUAAUUUCAGAGAACUUGAUGACAUAAUUCCACCAUCUUCAGUCACCUUCCAUGAUGAUCCAGAAUCAUGGAAUGUUCAACUUUUCCGGUCUAUCGAUGGUGGGGCUGCUUUUGGCUUCCCUGAAACACCAGAAGAGGCAGCAAAAGCAGGUCUUGUAAGUGGCAAAGAUAACAUAAUUGACCGAAGUAUUCAAGAUGCUUAUAUUCAUGCCAUUCGCCGAGCUAAAAACUUCAUAUAUAUUGAAAAUCAGUAUUUUCUUGGAAGCUCAUUCGGUUGGCAGGCUGAUGAUAUUAAGGUUGAGGAUGUUGGUGCAUUGCACUUGAUUCCGAAAGAACUUUCUUUAAAGAUUGUGAGCAAAAUUAAGGCUGGAGAAAAGUUUACUGUUUAUGUUGUUGUCCCGAUGUGGCCUGAAGGGAUACCGGAGAGUGCUUCCGUUCAAGCGAUAUUAGACUGGCAAAGGAGGACGAUGGAGAUGAUGUAUAAAGAUAUCAUCGGGGCCUUAAAUGAUCAAGGCAUAGAGGAUGACCCGAGAGAUUACCUCACUUUCUUUUGCCUUGGAAACCGUGAGGUGAAGAAAAGCGGAGAGUAUGAACCUUCAGAAGCACCUGAAGCUGAUUCGGAUUACCAGAAAGCACAGGAAGCCCGGCGUUUCAUGAUCUAUGUGCAUGCCAAAAUGAUGAUUGUUGACGAUGAAUACAUAAUCGUUGGAUCUGCCAACAUCAACCAGAGAUCCAUGGAUGGUGCAAGAGAUUCCGAGAUAGCUAUGGGAGCGUAUCAACCCCACCAUCUUGCAACCAGAACACCUGCAAGGGGUCAAGUCCAUGGCUUCCGUAUGGCUCUAUGGUAUGAACAUCUUGGCAUGCUUGAUGAUAGUUUCCAGCAUCCAGAGAACACUGAAUGUGUGAAAAAAGUGAACCAGAUAGCCGAUAAAUACUGGGAUCUUUAUUCCAGUGAGAAUCUUGAAAGUGAUUUGCCUGGUCACUUGCUUCGAUACCCUGUUGGUGUUUCUGGUGAAGGAAAUGUGACUGAACUGCCAGGAAGUGAGUUUUUCCCAGAUACAAAUGCGCGCAUUCUUGGAACCUUAUCAGACUACCUUCCUUCCAUUCUGACAACAUAAGAAAAGGUUUCUAAUCUCCCAUUUUCUAACGUUUGAAUAAAGGUUUUAACUACUCAUGUUUGCUUAUAUUACUGGAAUUUACGGUUGAACAAUAAGUGAGUUUUAUCUGUGAUUUGUUCUUUUUCCAUACCAUAUAGCAACAGCCACAUUUACCAGGUGUGCUAUCUUAUGCAAGACUUGUGUACUAUUGAACAAUGCAGCUUCUUUGUUUCUCUCCUUACAUGAAUUUAUAAUUAGUGUUUCUUUGUUCUGAA